Messenger RNA from Paramecium pentaurelia, 2643 nucleotides. NCBI's taxonomy places the organism in Eukaryota, Ciliophora, Oligohymenophorea, Peniculida, Parameciidae. The record is from the annotation of a GenBank genome assembly.
UCAUGGCUUCCUUUUAACAAAAAAAUGAUGACAUAAAACUUGCAUUAUACAAGAUAGUCUCAGAAUACAAACAAUUCAUCUCUCAAGAAAUCCAAAGACAAAAACAAGAAAUAAAAAAAGCAAAAUAAAGUUCACUAUUUACAUUUUAUUUCUUCUUUAGCUAUUAUAAACAAUAACAUGAAUUGGCUUAGAAUAAAUAUUCCAGAAAUCCAAAAUUAAUAAAUAGCUAUAUAAAUGAAAAAAGUAAUAAGUAUAUAAAUAAUUAGCGCUAUUUAAUAUCUAUCAAUUCUAGAAACAUAAGUAGAAAAUUUUUAAUUUACAAAUAAUUAAUUGAAUUUAAUUCCUAGAAUGAAGCUCUGAAAAUAGAUAAAAUUUAAACUGAUUAGAUAAUUGGAGACUAAGAGAAUGCAUAAAUUUAUGGUUAAAUGUAUUUACUAUUUACAAGGAUAAUUAAUAGAGGAUAUGGAAAAUUUUAGACAAGCUGUUAAGAAUUUUAUUUUGAUACCUAAUAUUGGUACAUAUCUCAUUUUAUUUCAAUUUAGCCUAGGUUUUAAUCAAAUAAAAUAGAUUAGAAGAAGCAUUGAUUGUAAUUGAAAAGGAAAUUAAAUAAAAUCCUAAAGAUCCAAGAAAUUAUGAAGAAAAAGGUAGAAAGAAUAAUAAAUAAUUUAUUAAAGCAAAUGUUCUAUUGUUGAUGAAUCGACUUACAGAAGCUCUUGAAUUUUCUGAGAAAGCAAUCGAAAAGGAUUCUGACAAUGCAAAUAAUUAUGCAAGGAAAGGUUAAAUAUAUUUACAAUUAUCUGUUAGCUUUUACAUUACUAUAGCUUAAGAGAGGCUAAGAUGCUUUAGAUUAUUUUAAUAUUGCUAUUUAAAAAGAUCCUAAUACUUCACAAUUCUAUGUUGGAAAAGGUUGAUAUCAAUUUAAAGUUUAGCACAUGCUUUAUUGCAUUUGAAUAGAUUCAAUGAAUGCUAGGCUAGCUAUGAUAUUGCUAUAUAAAAAAGCAAAAACAAAUCAGAAUUAUAUGCUGAAAAAGGUAAUUUAAUAAUUCAAAACAUUAUAGCUAAUGCAUUAAGAAUACAAAACAAACUGAAAGAAGCUUUAAUAUAAUAUGAUAAGGCUAUAGAGCUGGAUUCCUCUUAACCUAGUUUUCAUUCAGGAAAAGGUGAAAUUUGCAUUUUUUUAAAUUAGCUCAUACUCUACAAUAAAUGAAUCGGUUUGAAGAGGCUUUAAGUGAAUGGCAAAAAGCAAUUGACUUAGAUCCUUCACAUUCUAAUUAUUAUUCUGGAAGAGGUUAAAUCUAGUCUUUCUAUAAUUAGCAUAUACUUUAAGACAGUUGAAUCGAAAUGAGGAAGCCAUAUUAUCUUAUGAUCUAGCAAUAUAAAGGAAUCCUGAGAACUAUGAACAUCGUUCUGGAAAAGGUUUGAUUAUAUAUUCAUUAAUUUAAGCUUAUUCUUUAAGACAAUUGCAUAGGAAUUAAGAGGCUGUAGAUUGUUUUGAUAGUGCAAUAAGCAUCUAUCCUGAUGAUGCUUAUGUUUAUGCGUAAAAAGGUUGAUCAAUCAAACCAUCAAAUUAGGAAUUGCUUUAAGGGAGAUGCAUCGCUAUAAAGACGCCUUAGUAUGUUUUGAUCAGGCUAUUGAAAAGAAUCCAGAAGAUUAUGAAUACUUUAUUCAUAAAGGUUAUAUUAAUAAUAAUAUAAUUUAGGCGACACUUUACGAGUCAUGAAUAGAGCUAAAGAAGCUCUAGAUUGUUAUCACUAGGCAAUUUAGAGAUCUCCAAAUGAUGAAAAAACUUAUGAAGCAAAAGGUAAAAUUAAUCAUCAUUAUUUUAAAGCUUAGGCAUUACGACUUUAGAACAGGUAUGAAGAAGCUCUGAUAUACUUUGAUAAAGCAAUUCAAAUAAAUCCUACAAAAUGGAUUUUGUACUCAGGAAAAGGUUUAUAUAAAUUAAAUAAAAAUAGGUGAUACAUUAAGAGAUAUGAAUCGUUAUGAAGAUUCUUUGAAAUAUUUUGAUUUAGCAAUUUAAUACAAUCCGGAGGACUCAUAAUAAUAUGGAGCAAAAGGUAUAAAUUAGAUAAUAUAAUAAGCUGAUUCAUUAAGACAUCUUAAUCGAUUUGAUGAAGCGUUAAAAUAUGCAAAUUUAGCAUUAAAGUGGAACCCAAAUCUGGCUGAUAAUUAUGAACUAAAAGGUAUAUAUAAUUCAAAUAAAAGCAAACAUAUUAAAAUUUUAAUUAAAGAUUGAAGAAGCUUUGAAGUUUUUUGAUGAGGCAAUUAAAAGAAAUCCAGAAGGUUCUAAAUAUUAUGCAGAAAAAGGUAGAUAUUUAUAAAUUAAUAUUAAAUUUUAGCUGAUACAUUAAGAGCAGUUAAUCGAAAUCAAGAUGCUUUGAAAUUUUGUGAUAUAGCUCUUAGGAUAGAACCGUACAAUCCUAAUUAUAUCCUAAUCAAAAGUAAAGACUCAUUAUUUUCUAAGUUGUAACUCUAAUGUAAAUGAACCGUUGGAACGAAUCAUCAGAAUUAUAUUAACUCUUAUAAUUUAUUUGUCCAAAUAAACAAUAGCUUGAACAUUUUAAUAGUUAAUAUAUAGAAAUAUUUUUAGGGGCUAUAUUAAUCUAAAUGUAAUAAUACAAUUAAAGUUUCGGAUAAUAUUGA